UUCCCUUACGGAUGUUGGAGGGGAACACAGAGUGAUUCUCAGAGGGAAAAAAGCCAAAGGAGAUGAUUACUGCAAAGGUUUGCUUUUUGGCUUUGGGAGUGGAUCGUUUUUGUCAAUGAGAGGCAAGUGUAAAAUGGGAGACUUUGGAAAGCUUCUGUCUUAAGAAACCUGCAGAGCAGUAGAAGCAACAGCAGCAGGAAAACCUUAUAUUUGCAGAUAUGUGGAUAAUGGCAUUCCUUGUGGUGUGAUUUCUCCUUCUUCUCAGCACUUUUUUAUGCAUGGGGCACAACAAUAAUUAAGAGUUGCAGGAUGAAAAGAUGGCACAAUCAAUGCUGGUACCACCAGGACCUGACAGCUUCCGCUUUUUCACGAGAGAAUCUCUGGCAGCUAUCGAACAACGUAUUGCUGAGGAAAAAGCUAAGAAGCCCAAACAAGAGCGCAAAGACAUUGACGACGACGAAAAUGGACCCAAACCCAAUAGUGACUUGGAGGCGGGCAAAUCACUGCCUUUUAUUUAUGGAGACAUCCCUCCGGGAAUGGUCUCUGAGCCCUUGGAGGACCUGGACCCUUUCUAUGCGAACAAAAAAACAUUUAUAGUAUUGAAUAGAGGGAAGGCGAUCUUCCGAUUCAGUGCCACCUCUGCCGUGUACCUGUUAACGCCUUUCAACCCUAUUAGAAAAAUAGCUAUUAAAAUUUUGGUACAUUCAUUAUUCAGCAUGCUCAUUAUGUGCACUAUUUUGACCAAUUGUGUAUUUAUGACCAUGAGUAAUCCUCCAGACUGGACAAAGAAUGUAGAAUACACAUUCACUGGAAUUUAUACUUUUGAAUCCCUAAUAAAAAUUCUUGCAAGGGGCUUCUGUUUAGAAGGUUUCACCUUCCUUCGAGACCCUUGGAACUGGCUUGACUUCACAGUCAUUACAUUUGCGUAUGUAACAGAAUUUGUAAACCUAGGCAAUGUUUCAGCUCUUCGAACUUUCAGAGUAUUGAGAGCUUUGAAAACUAUUUCUGUAAUCCCAGGCCUGAAAACUAUUGUGGGAGCCCUAAUUCAGUCAGUGAAGAAGCUCUCGGAUGUAAUGAUCCUGACUGUGUUUUGUCUGAGUGUAUUUGCACUAAUAGGGCUCCAGCUUUUCAUGGGGAACUUGAGGCAUAAAUGUCUGAUCUGGCCACCAGACAAUUCUACUUUUCAGAUAAACAUCACUUCCUACUUCAAUAGCUCAGCAGGAGAAAAUGGCACAUUUAUUAAUACAACCAUCAGCACAUUUAACUGGGAUGAGUACGUCGACGAUGACAGCCACUUUUACUUCUUGGAAGGACAAAAUGAUGCUUUGCUCUGUGGCAACAGCUCAGAUGCAGGCCAAUGCCCAGAAGGAUAUAUGUGUGUAAAAGCUGGUAGAAAUCCCAACUAUGGCUACACAAGCUUUGAUACAUUCAGCUGGGCCUUCUUGUCUCUCUUUCGGCUGAUGACUCAGGACUUCUGGGAAAAUCUUUAUCAGCUGACCUUGAGAGCUGCUGGCAAAACAUACAUGAUCUUUUUUGUUCUGGUGAUCUUCCUGGGCUCUUUCUAUUUGAUUAAUUUGAUCCUGGCUGUCGUCGCCAUGGCCUACGAAGAACAGAAUCAAGCCACCAUGGAAGAAGCGGAGCAGAAAGAGGCAGAGUUUCAGCAGAUGCUCGAGCAGUUGAAAAAACAACAAGAAGAAGCUCAGGCAGCCGCUUUAGCUGCAGCGGCAGGUGAAUCUCGAGAGUUCAGUGAAGCUGGUGGUGUAGGAGGGUUCUCGGAGAGUUCUUCAGCGACAUCAAAGCUGAGUUCAAAGAGUGCUAAAGAGAGGAGGAACAGGCGAAAAAAGAGGAAACAGAGAGAACAAUCUGAAGGAGAUGAAAAGGACGAAGAUGAAUUUCACAAAUCUGAAUCAGAGGAUAGCAUUAGAAGGAAAGGCUUUCGAUUCUCCAUUGAAGGGAACAGACUGACAUAUGAAAAACGGUUUUCUUCCCCACACCAGUCUUUGCUGAGCAUUCGAGGAUCCAUAUUUUCCCCACGGCGCAGCAGCAGAACGAGUCUUUUCAGCUUCAGAGGCCGAGCAAAGGACAUAGGUUCUGAGAAUGACUUUGCUGACGAUGAGCAUAGCACAUUUGAAGACAACGAGAGCAGAAGAGACUCUCUGUUUGUCCCUCACAGGCACAGUGAGCGGCGCAAUAGUAACAUCAGUCAAGCCAGUCGAUCGUCCCGGAUGAUACCCAUACUUCCAGCAAAUGGGAAGAUGCACAGCACUGUGGAUUGCAAUGGAGUGGUCUCCUUAGUUGGUGGGCCUACAGCUCUCAUGUCACCCACAGGCCAACUUCUGCCUGAGGGCACCACUACAGAAACAGAAUUAAGGAAAAGGCGCUCAAGUUCUUACCAUAUGUCUAUGGAUUUUUUGUCUGAUCCUGCUGCAAGACAAAGGGCAAUGAGUAUAGCCAGCAUACUUACUAACACAAUGGAAGAACUUGAAGAAUCCAGGCAGAAAUGCCCUCCAUGCUGGUACAAAUUUGCUAACAUGUGUUUGAUCUGGGAUUGCUGUGCUCCAUGGUUAAAAAUAAAGCAUGUUGUUAACUUGAUUGUGAUGGACCCCUUUGUUGACCUUGCUAUCACCAUCUGCAUCGUCUUGAACACCUUAUUUAUGGCCAUGGAACAUUAUCCAAUGACACCUCAGUUUAACAAUGUGCUGUCAGUUGGGAACUUGGUGUUCACCGGGAUCUUCACAGCAGAAAUGUUUUUGAAGAUAAUAGCCAUGGAUCCUUAUUAUUAUUUCCAAGAAGGCUGGAAUAUUUUCGAUGGCAUUAUUGUCAGCCUUAGUUUAAUGGAGCUGGGUCUCGCAAACGUGGAAGGAUUGUCAGUCCUAAGAUCCUUCAGACUGUUGCGAGUGUUCAAGUUGGCAAAAUCUUGGCCAACUCUAAAUAUGCUGAUAAAGAUCAUUGGCAACUCUGUUGGGGCUCUGGGGAAUCUGACUUUGGUCUUGGCCAUCAUUGUCUUCAUCUUUGCUGUGGUUGGCAUGCAGCUGUUUGGCAAAAGCUACAAAGAAUGUGUCUGCAAGAUCUCUAACGACUGUGAACUUCCACGCUGGCACAUGAAUGACUUCUUCCACUCUUUCUUGAUUGUCUUCCGAGUCCUUUGUGGAGAAUGGAUAGAGACCAUGUGGGAUUGCAUGGAAGUUGCUGGACAAACAAUGUGCCUUACAGUCUUCAUGAUGGUCAUGGUAAUUGGAAAUCUGGUGGUUUUGAAUCUAUUUCUGGCCUUGUUGCUGAGCUCCUUCAGUUCUGACAAUCUUGCUGCUACUGAUGAUGACAAUGAAAUGAACAAUCUGCAAAUUGCUGUUGCAAGGAUUCAAAAGGGCAUCGAUUUUGUGAAAAGAAAAGUGCAUGAAUUUGUCCAAAAGGCCUUUGUGAGGAAACAAAAAGCUUUAGAUGAAAUUAAACCUCUUGAAGACCUAAAUAAUAAGAAAGACAGCUGCAUUUCCAACCAUACCAUAGUAGAUAUUGGUAAAGAUCUCAACUACAUUAAAGAUGGUAAUGGAACAACCAGUGGUAUAGGCAGCAGCGUGGAAAAAUACAUCAUUGAUGAAAGUGAUUACAUGUCAUUCAUAAACAACCCAAGUGUAACUGUGACAGUACCUAUCGCUGUUGGAGAAUCAGAUUUUGAAAACCUAAACACAGAGGAGUUUAGCAGCGAGUCAGAUUUGGAAGAAAGCAAGGAGAAGCUAAAUGCAUCUAGUUCAUCUGAAGGCAGCACUGUUGAUGUCGGAGCUCCCCCAAUAGGAGAACAACCAGAAGCUGAACCGGAAGAAUCUCAAGAACCGGAAGCCUGCUUUACAGAAGGCUGUGUGCGGAAGUUCAAGUGCUGCCAAGUAAGCACAGAAGAUGCGAAAGGGAAAAUGUGGUGGAACCUCCGGAAGACCUGCUACAAAAUAGUAGAACAUAAUUGGUUUGAGACCUUUAUUGUCUUCAUGAUUCUCCUCAGCAGUGGUGCUCUGGCCUUUGAAGACAUAUAUAUUGAGCAGCGCAAGACUAUUAAGACCAUGCUGGAGUAUGCUGACAAGGUCUUCACGUACAUCUUCAUCCUAGAAAUGCUUCUGAAAUGGGUGGCCUACGGUUUUCAAGUAUAUUUCACUAACGCCUGGUGCUGGCUGGAUUUCCUCAUUGUUGAUGUUUCUUUAGUUAGCUUAACAGCGAAUGCCUUGGGCUACUCAGAACUUGGUGCAAUUAAGUCACUUAGGACUUUAAGAGCUUUGAGACCUCUAAGAGCCUUAUCAAGAUUUGAAGGAAUGAGGGUUGUGGUGAACGCUCUUUUGGGAGCCAUACCAUCAAUCAUGAAUGUACUUCUUGUGUGUCUUAUAUUCUGGCUCAUCUUCAGCAUUAUGGGAGUAAAUCUGUUUGCUGGCAAGUUCUACCACUGUGUUAAUACAUCCACUGGUGAAAUGUUUGAUAUCAGCCAAGUUGACAAUCAGACUCAAUGUGAAGAACUCAUAGAAAGAAAUGAAACAGCCCGAUGGAAAAAUGUGAAAGUCAACUUUGAUAACGUGGGUCUUGGUUACCUCUCUUUGCUUCAAGUAGCCACUUUUAAAGGCUGGAUGGAUAUCAUGUAUGCAGCGGUGGAUUCACGAAAAGUAGAAGAACAACCUAAAUAUGAGGAUAACCUGUAUAUGUAUCUUUACUUUGUCAUCUUUAUCAUCUUUGGCUCCUUCUUCACCUUGAAUUUAUUUAUUGGUGUCAUCAUAGAUAAUUUUAAUCAGCAAAAAAAGAAGUUUGGAGGUCAAGACAUCUUUAUGACAGAAGAACAGAAAAAAUACUACAACGCAAUGAAAAAACUAGGGUCCAAGAAGCCACAGAAACCUAUUCCUAGGCCAGCGAACAAAUUCCAAGGCAUGGUUUUUGAUUUUGUAACAAAGCAAGCCUUUGACAUCAGCAUCAUGAUUCUUAUCUGCCUUAACAUGGUCACCAUGAUGGUAGAAACAGAUGACCAAACUGAUGCAAUGGAGAACAUUUUGUACAGAAUUAACCUGAUCUUCAUUGUCCUUUUCACCGGAGAAUGUGUCCUGAAACUGAUUUCUCUCCGAUAUUAUUAUUUCACCAUUGGCUGGAACAUUUUUGAUUUUGUGGUUGUCAUUUUAUCCAUUGUAGGUAUGUUUCUAGCAGAAAUUAUUGAGAAAUACUUUGUGUCCCCCACCUUGUUCCGAGUUAUCCGACUUGCCAGGAUAGGUCGAAUCCUGCGGCUUAUCAAGGGUGCCAAAGGGAUCCGCACUCUGCUUUUCGCCUUGAUGAUGUCUCUGCCUGCCUUGUUUAACAUCGGUCUCCUGCUUUUCCUCGUCAUGUUCAUCUACGCUAUAUUUGGAAUGUCCAACUUUGCCUACGUCAAAAGAGAAGUUGGGAUUGAUGACAUGUUCAACUUUGAAACUUUUGGCAACAGUAUGAUCUGCCUCUUUCAAAUUACCACCUCUGCUGGCUGGGAUGGCUUGCUAGCACCCAUUCUUAACAGUGGGCCUCCAGACUGUGACCCUUACAAAGAUCACCCAGGAAGCUCAGUCAAAGGAGACUGUGGCAAUCCUUCUGUUGGGAUUUUCUUCUUUGUCAGCUACAUUAUCAUAUCAUUUCUAGUUGUAGUAAACAUGUAUAUUGCUGUAAUUCUGGAGAACUUCAGUGUUGCAACGGAAGAAAGUGCUGAGCCUUUGAGCGAGGAUGACUUUGAAAUGUUCUAUGAGGUCUGGGAAAAGUUUGAUCCGGAUGCAACCCAAUUCAUAGAGUUUAGUAAGCUCUCUGAUUUUGCUGCUUCGCUGGAUCCUCCUCUUUUAAUACCAAAACCAAACAAGGUUCAGCUUAUUGCAAUGGACCUGCCCAUGGUAAGUGGUGACAGAAUUCACUGCCUCGACAUCUUGUUUGCUUUCACAAAACGCGUUUUGGGUGAAAGCGAUGAAAUGGAUGCCCUUCGGGUACAAAUGGAAGAUCGGUUUAUGCAAGCCAAUCCAUCCAAAGCCUCCUAUGAACCAAUUACAACCACGUUGAAACGAAAGCAAGAGGAAGUGUCUGCUGUCAUUAUUCAGCGAGCCUUCAGGCGCUACCUCCUAAAACAAAAAGUUAAAAAAGUUUCCUGCCUUUUUAAUAAAGAUCGAAUUAAAGCUGGAGAUGACACGCUUAUCAAAGAAGAUAUGAUAAUUGACAAACUCAAUGAGAAUUCUACUCCUGAAAAAAACGAUAUGACCCCUUCCACCACCUCUCCACCCUCCUAUGAUAGCGUUACAAAGCCUGACAAAGAGAAAUAUGAAAAAGACAAAUCAGAAAAAGAAGAUAAAGGUAAAGAUAUCAGGGACAGUAAAAAAUGAGUAAAGCGAAUGGUUCCUUUUGUGACAAAUUGUUUACAGCUUGAGAAAGUAAAGUCUUAUUUCAAAAGGACUCCCUAUAGGAGGUUUAUGCCAAACUGACUGUUUUUACACACGCAGACACACUCACAUAUAAAUAUAUCUAUAAAUAUAUAUACAAAUGUUAGAUAUAUACUUAAGGUCAGUGCCUAUUAACAAGACAGUGACCCCCUCAUCAUCCAAAUGCUCCUCUGUAGAACAGGGCGGCAACCUUGAGAGGAGGUUACUGUUUUAAUUACCAGCUGACACUGCUGAAGAGGAAAGAAAAAUGGCUACCCAGACUGUAGGGACCAGUCAAAGAGGUGCAAACCUAGGAUUUCUGUGUGUUUAACAUGAAAACACUCGAGUACAAUAAUUGUAUCCACUGUUUGCAUUCCAACUGCCACAUUUUUGCCAUAUUUUUACAAAAAUCCGUGUUGGUGAGGUUGUCAUUUUUUUAAUUCACAGGUUGUUUACUAUUAUAUGUGACUAUUUUUGUAAAUGGGUUUUAUGUUCCGGGGGGGUGGGUGCAGGGGUAGGGGGAGCAUAUGAGGAGCAGCUGUUCUCCUGUCUGAGUCUCUUGUAAUGUACAGACCGAAGCGAUGUGCAUGAAGGCAUGCUACACUUAUAGACCAUGCAUGGAAAACAAUAAGACUUUGCACAAGAGUUUUAAAUACUUCCAUGUUUCAGGAUGGCUUCAGAUUCUGAGGUGCUUAAUAACAGUAUACAUCUUUUGUGUCUCAUCCUGACAAUUCUUAAUGUGCCUGUAAGUCUCAUAAAAUCAACAGUUAUUCAAUAGAGGGUUGUGGGUUUCUUUUUUUUGUUUUCCAAACAGACUGGUUGUAAUGCCGAUUUGAAUUGGAGUUUAAAUUGUGCUAGGGGAAGAGGUGCAGUGUUUUGGCAAGAAAAUACAUUCGCUUAAAUUGAUUCGGAACUGGCCAACAGAAACGGGUGGGGUAUGGGGAGGAAAACCCCAACAUUUAUAAGUUUGUUUGUUUUGCUUUCUCCCCCCAGUAUUGUUUAGCCACCUUCUGCUCUCAGCAAGGUUGACAUUGUAUGUGUCAAUGAGAUAAUGCUGUCUAUGUAAAUAGUUAUUUUAACCCUGUGGUGCAUGUUUGAGCAAAGGAAUAAUGACCUGUGCACAAUAUUUAUUGCGUCAAAUAUGUACCACAAUGAGUGUCGUUCGCAAGCCUUGAAAAGAAAAAAAAAUGAUGUAUUCUGUACCAUUAUAAGUAGUUUGGAGGCUAUCACUGAUGCAUGUUGUUUAUUCUUGCCUUCGCUGCUGUAUUUUACUUGGAUUUGUUCCGAAAUCUAAUAUGGGAAGCCAUAUGUCAGUGGUAAAAGUGAAACCAAUUGUUCAACCGGACAUCAUUCCUCAUUUCAUCAAGCAAUAGUUUGCAGCUUUCGGGAUUAAAAAAAACAAAAAUUUAAAAAAAGCUUCUUGCUUUGCUCUUACUUUAUUCCUCUCUUAACUUUCGAGUGAGUACUGUACAGUGCGUAGCCAAACUGUACACAUUUCAUGUUGGAAACAGCUUAAUCUGUUCAAAGUACAUGUUUAGAAUUUUCUAAGGGGAAAACAAUUAUAAAUAGUGUACAAAUAUCAUUUGAUUUUAUUUUUCAGCAUUUUGUACAUAAAUGACAAAACAAAACUGACUUUCAGGUUGAUGUCACAGGCUGUUAUUACUUUCUGUUCAUGGCACUUUUUAAUUGAUGAACUUCACAAAGUAGUUGAAAAACAAGAGGAGAGAAUGGGAGGUAAUGUUAGGUUUCUGUUCUUUUUUUUUUUUUAAAUUAGAACUGUAUUUUUGCACACAUCUUAAAUGUGGAUGUUCAGAGUCCAAAAUGCACUUGCUUCCAAAUAGCUAUAACUUGUAAUUGAAAUGUGGUGGGAAAGACUUAUUUGAAUUCCUGGCACUGCCUGCUUCAGCAGUAUCAAUUUAGUCUAUCUAUUCAUAAAAUCCUUGAUCUUUUCCAGUGUUUGUUUACAUAGACUAAUCUUAUUCUUGUUGAUUCAUGCUGCACUAGAAGUCUUCUAAGUAUUAUAUGCGGUCCCACAAUUAUAUUUCCCCCCCCCCACAAGAACUAAGUAGCGAACUUAUAUAUCUGAUCACAUCAGGACUUUUUUU
This is a messenger RNA of Heteronotia binoei (common prickly gecko), 8488 nucleotides long. RefSeq names its product sodium channel protein type 2 subunit alpha-like. The transcript is spliced from 27 exons. Gene Ontology annotation, biological process: neuronal action potential; membrane depolarization during action potential; sodium ion transmembrane transport. Gene Ontology annotation, cellular component: voltage-gated sodium channel complex; plasma membrane; axon. Bases 318 to 6347 code for a protein of 2009 amino acids. The record is from RefSeq and is a predicted model, not a curated record. Gene Ontology annotation, molecular function: protein binding; voltage-gated sodium channel activity. Lineage: Eukaryota; Metazoa; Chordata; Lepidosauria; Squamata; Gekkonidae.